Messenger RNA from Fundulus heteroclitus (mummichog), 5487 nucleotides. Its product is annotated as protein Tob2. NCBI's taxonomy places the organism in Eukaryota, Metazoa, Chordata, Actinopteri, Cyprinodontiformes, Fundulidae. Gene Ontology annotation, molecular function: transcription corepressor activity. The record is from RefSeq and is a predicted model, not a curated record. The transcript is spliced from 2 exons. Gene Ontology annotation, biological process: regulation of gene expression. Bases 491 to 1690 code for a protein of 399 amino acids. Gene Ontology annotation, cellular component: nucleus; cytoplasm.
UGUGGGCGACUCACAGCGUAUAAAUCCGCCGGGUUGUCAAACAGCAAAGUUUCAGCGGACCCCUCCAGUGCAAAGUGUCACCGAGAGACAAAGUACGUCAGAUAAUCAGAGCUGCGGCGAGAAAGGAGAGGAAAAACAGCAUCUUUCAUCCCUCUACGAUAUCAGCCUGGCGAACCCGUGAACUGACACCUCCGCGUUGAAUUUAAAUUUAAUCAUGAGGGAAUUAAUCUAGAGGACCAAAGGAGUGCGAGUCGAGCUCGGACACCAUCCUCCUCCUCCUCAUCAUCAUCACUGGCAGCUGCAGCGUCUAGAGAAACACCGCCUGCCACCCGCUGUCCCCCGCUCAUGAGAUGCCCCCGCCGCCAUGACGCGAAAAGCUUCAACGACUUUUCAGUAAGCCGGAGGUACAGACGCACAUCUGUGCCGCCAGCCUGUCAGCGGCGUCUUCUAACACUUUGCUCACACGCGACGGCUCUAACCGGAUGCGGCCAUGCAUCUAGAGGUCAAGGUCGCCCUCAACUUCAUCGUGUCCUACCUGUACAACAAGCUGCCUCGCCGUCGGGCCGACCUGUUCGGCGAGGAGCUGGAGAGGAUACUGGUCUCCCGUUUCGAGGGACACUGGUAUCCCGAGGCCCCCCUCAGGGGAUCCGCGUUCCGCUGCAUCCACUUGGGGGCGCCGAGGGACCCCGUGGUGGAGCUGGCCGCCAAAAGAAGCGGGCUGGACACGGAGGAGGUGCGCGCCAACGUCCCGGCCGAGCUCAGCGUGUGGAUCGACCCGUAUGAGGUUUCCUACCAGAUCGGCGAGAAGGGAGCGGUGAAGGUGCUUUACCUGGAGGACCCGCCGGGCCUCGGCUGCGACGGCGAGAGGGCCGAGGCGGCGAGCGGCGAGGGCAAAGGCGAGCCCGAGGCUGAGGAGGCCAAGAGUCUGGGGUUUAAUCCCGAUGCUCAGGUGUUUGUGCCCAUUGGAAGUCAAGCAUCUCCUGCGCUGAUGCCGUCUCUCUCGAGCUCUCCCACGCCUUUGUCGGCUCAGCCCGGGCUUUUUAGCUACCCCAGUUCCAGCACACCCACCGACCCGGGGGUCCAUUCGUCCAACACCUCCACCCCUUCUCCUCCCAGUGCCGGGUUACCCUACCUCCCCACUCAGCAGGCCCCCUCAGCUCUGCCCCUUGCCCGUCCCCAGCCCAUCACCUUCACCACCGCCAGCUUUGCCGCCACCAAAUUCGGCUCCACCAAAAUGAAGAAGUGCAGCGGCGCCGGGUCAGCGGCCGGCUCCGCCGUCAUCGUGCAGCCCUCGCAGAGGAUGCUCUCCCGCUCCCCCACCAACAUGUCGGCACCAGAGCUGCUGAAGCACAAGCCCCUGUCGCUCUCCUUGCACUCCCUCGGAGGUCCCGUCCCCAGCCAGCUCUCCCCCAGCGCCAAAGAGUUCGUCUACCCAGGAUCCCCGGGCCCCUUUUUCUUUGACCCGGACACUCAGCCCAUGCAGCCUCAAGCCAGCCCUUUCCAGCCCUCGCACAGCAUCGGCUCCAACGCGCCCUUCGACCCGUUCGCCAGCCCCUCCCCUCAAAGCGUGGGCAUCCUCAGCAGCGGCGGCGGCAUCCCUUACGUGGAGAAACCCCCGUUUGACGGUCUAGGAAGCUACAGCCUGCAAUAUCCAAGCCAGUCCUUCCAGCCUGUGGUGCUGGCCAACUAGGCGUGUUUGGAACAAGAACAGUUGGACGCAAGAGUCCAAUCGAGAGACUCUCCAAUUGUUUUCAGUUUUUCUAACAAAAUCUUAUAAUGCUAACACACAUCCAGAGUGGAUUUUGCCACAGAAAUUGAAAAAAUAAUCUGUUUAGCAUCUCCUGUUUUAUCCUUCCUAGAGUCAUUUCUGUUCUCCCUCACUUUGCAUCGACAACAAUAACAUUAGUUAGGGGUCGAGUCCCUUUUCUAGGCUUGGUUCUCGCAGGCGUCGGGCGGCGCGAAGGAUUCACGUUCCACUCCUGUGACGGACCCGUCUCUAGAGCAGCUCCAUUUUGCACUGCACUGUCAUGCUGUGAAAAGAGGACUUUGCCAAGUCCUGCAGGGAACGACUGCUGUGGAAAACUCAGCACUUUGCUCCGCAAUCUGCUCUGCCCUACUUGCCACAAAUACACAGGAGAAGGGUGGGGGGGGGGUUGCUCUGCUGCCUGUGUUGUGGAGUCCUGCUCCGUUUUUUGUGUCGUUUGUCUCCGUUAUCAUCGGAUGCACGUAUAUUGAAGGCUUUGUUAUCAGUCGCUGGACCGUUUUGUGCGAGCAGGAAUGAAUGGUGGCGGCCGAGCAGAGGGGAAGGGCGGCGUCUGAGGACGUAUUGUCAAAGGGGAAACGGCUGGAGGAAGCCUUUUUUUUGAAUGUGAAAGAGAAAUUAAUUAGAAUUUUUAACUAUGCUGAUGCCUUUUUGGUAGUAAACCCGGGGAAGUGUGCAGGCACAAACGCAGCGUACGCACGAUGUUCCGGUCAGCAGCUUGUGUGAAGGUGAACGGGCGAGGAGCAGGAGGUGCAGCAGCUAAGCAGCGGGGAUUGUGAUAAAUGGCUUAGCAUGACUUUGACUAUGAAGGAGAGGUUUUUCCUCCUCCGGCUCGGAGGGAAGAGGGAGGGAGACGGGGCGAGAAACUUCUAGACGAGCGUGCUGCCUCUGCGUAGUAGCCGGGGUUGUACCGGCGAGCGUCGCGUUGAAACGCAGAGCACGUUUGUGGUGAACCAAAACACUAUUCUCUCCUCUCCUCUUGAAAUUCUCCUGCUGUCUGUGUUUCUCAAGCUGUUGCAAGGAAAAGCAACCCAGUUCAGUCCAGGUCUCCUCCCAGCUGCAGUGAAGGGGGGGGGGAUGCAUAAGAGAACCGAUGGCGUCUGUGUGCACGGCUCUCAGAGAGGGUGUCAGACAUGUUACUCUCCUGGCGUCGCGUGUGUAAGGUUGUGUCGUCGUUGGUCAGCGCAGGGCAGGGCUGGCCUCCACGUGUGCAGCUGUUCAGCACCUUAUCACAGCAUCAGCACAACCCAUCAUUCACCCUCCGCUUGGUUGUUGCACAUUUUUAUUCGGACGAGGUGAAAUGCGUUGGGAGAUUAUUAGAUUAGCCUAGCUCGCGUUGCGUUGCUUUAGGAAAAAAAAGGUGAUCCCAUCAGACCUUCUUUUUUUUUUAUCAACUUUUUGAGUGUUUUCCAGAGGUGUAGGUGUUGUUUUUUUUUUUUUUUCUUUUUUUAAUGUUGUAACUUUUGCUUAAGUUGGCGUAAGGACCCAAGAGUCAUUUUUUUUUUCUUUUUCAGAAAAUUUAGGAGAUUAGUUAUCCUUCAGCUGUAUCGGUUUAUAUUUUAUUUUCCUAUUUUUCAAAUUACCCUAUGUAUUUGUAUUGGUUGGGGGUUGUGACUGCAGGAUUGUGUAUAUAUAAAGUUCUCAUGUUCAGAUUCUUUAGUUUUAUACACCCUGAAGUUUUCCUCCUUUUUUUUUUUUUUCCUCUUUCUUUCAAAAACCUAUCAUGAAUAUAUGCAAACUGAGACAAAAUAAAGAUGUACAGAAAAAAGUAUUGAAUGUGAAUUGUACCUUGUACAGUAUUUGUCUCGUAUAAGACGGGUAAAUGUAUUACUUCUUGAGUUUGGGUUUCAGGCGGUGGGGAUUGUGCAGGAGAGAGAUUGCAGAUAAGGACGUUCUGUUCUGGGGCUGAUAAUACUCCUGUUUUUAAAAGGCAAACCAAAAAUCUUCAGUUAACGUUUCCUUUUUGACUGAAUGUCCCCUUUUCCCACCCUUUUCUGUAUUCCCUGCCCAUCAUGUGGCCGCACCUCCUUUUGCUCCCUUAGCCUCAAGUGUUUUGUCCAUCGGCACUUCCUGUACCCAGACAUGCAGUGCCCUGGAGAAGAAUUCAUUCCCUUUGAACUAUGCUACAUUUUGUCCCACUCCAGCGACAAACUUCAAUUUUAUUGGGGGCCUGUUGUGAUAGACUAACACAAGGCAGUGUAUUGUUGUGUAGUGGAAGGAACAUUACAUGUUUGUUUAUUUUUUCUUUACUAAUAAGAUUUAGAAAAAUGAGGAGCCUCUAGCAGGUAUUCAUCCAGGAUAGUUGUAUCCAUCUCCCCAUCAAUUCUGACCAGCUUCAUCCCUAUUGGAGAAAAGCAUCCCCACAGCAUGAUGCUGCCACCACCUUGUUUCACCACAGGGCCGCGGUGGUCAGGGUGACAUGAAUAUUCGGUUUUCUGCCACGCAUUUUGUUUUCCUCAUGUGACUUUCUUUCAACAUUUACUUCUUUUUUUCCUGCCACUCCUUCGUUUAAGGCGGUAUUUGUGGAGCGCAGGACUAAUAGCUGUUCUGUUAACUCUUCCACCCAAGCUGUGGACCCCUGCAGCUCCUCCAUUUGCCUUUAAUUAGGAUUAGGGGAGUAAAGGAGAUUGAAAGGAAAUGCAAGCCACAUUUUGCAUAUUUGUAUCUUUUGAAAAAAGACAAAUUUCAAAACCAUCCGUGACUCAACAUUUUUGUCGGUUUGUCCCAUUAAGGCCCCCAAAAUGAAAUUGAAGUUCAUAGUUUGUGACAAAAUGUCAGAAGGGUGAUCAAUUCUGUUUCAAGCCACUUUACUUAAUUGUGACUACUAUGAAAUUCUAUUAGAAAUGCCUUUUUUUUUUUUUUUCAUUUUUAACUAGAAAAAACCCAAAUUUGAACUUCCUGCUCAGUCAGUCAGGACCUUUUGGGUGCCUGAACUAAAGCCAUAUCCCCCGCUGUCUUUGCUUACGCUGAUGCUCAUCCUUCCGCACUGCAGCCUGGUGCCAUAAGCUUUUAUGCCACCCUUCAAAGAGUCAAGGGGUCUCUACCUCUCUGCGCCCAAGAAAAAAACAAACCCAGAAACUGCUUCCAGUAGAAAGACGCAGCUGUGAAUGUUUUGGGAUGUUGGGGGGGAUAAAAUGGAAAGUGAAUGUGGUCCAGAUCUAAUUGUCUACCCUGGAUUUAAGUAGCCUGCAGAGAAGUGAAACAUUCGGAUCUUUGCAUGUCUGACUAAACUAAUUUAAUCUAGGGUUUCUUUAAGCUCUUGUGUUUGGAUAGGACUGAAUAGGACGGCGUUUACAUGCAGGCUGCUCUAAAAGUAGGGUUGAUGAUUAACGGAGAUGGAAAAGAAAUUAAUUUCAAUUCUGAUGUCCUUUUGCUUGUGCCGCUGUGUGCAUUUUAUUUUGCACCUGGAACUAUUGUGAUAAAAGAAUCUUAUUUUCUAUGUAAACUUUAACAUGUAAAAGUAAAAUAGAUUUAAGAGUUUAAAUAAUAUAUAAAUAGUGCUCUGUUUCUCUGUAUUUUAUUAUUUCUUUCCUCUUUUGUAUCUGACCUGUACACCCUGUAGAUGUCCGACGAACCUUUCACUACCGAAAUGCAAUGACCUGUUUUCUGUGCCGCCCCUCGGGGAAAUGGGGGAGUUACUACUGCAGUUUCUUAUUGUAUCAGAUUCUUUUUUUAAGUUUAUAAUAAAAAGAGCAGACUGGCAGAAAAAAAAGGAAGCAUGGAAA